Molecule: messenger RNA, 1041 nt
Organism: Triticum turgidum subsp. durum (durum wheat)
Lineage: Eukaryota; Viridiplantae; Streptophyta; Magnoliopsida; Poales; Poaceae
Source: the annotation of a GenBank genome assembly
AUGGCCUCCUCCUUCCUCUCCCUACGCCUCCCUACCCCCUCCCCGCCCACCGCGACGUCGUCCCCAUUCUUCCCGAAUCCCCUAGUCCGGUCCGGAAGGUGCAGUCUGCCGUCCUCUACCCUCGUGGCGCGUGUUGCCGGGUCGGCGGCGGGGGCUCCGUCGCCGUUGUUCAACCCGAGGGGCGACCCGUUCCUAUCCACGCUAGCCGCUGCUUCUCCAGAGCAGCUCGCGGCAGCUGCGGGUAGCGAACGCCGCGGCGAGGACCACCUGCCGUUCCUCGAGAUCUUCCAGAACGCCAAGCUCAUGUCCUCGCCCGCGCAGGUGGAACGUUCUAGCAGCUCUUACAGUCAGCACAGUCCUAGAAGGCCUCCCCCGGAUUUGCCGUCGUUGCUUCUACAUGGCCGGAUUGUUUAUAUUGGCAUGCCGUUGGUGCCAGCAGUUACCGAGCUUAUUGUUGCCCAGUUGAUGUACCUUGAUUGGAUGAAUAGUAGUGAGCCUGCAUAUAUAUACAUCAACUCAACAGGAACGGCUCGUGAUGAUGGUGAACCAGUUGGAAUGGAGACAGAAGGUUUUGCUAUCUAUGAUGCCAUGAUGCGGAUGAAAACUGAGGUUCACACACUUUGUAUAGGAGCUGCAGCAGGUCAUGCCUGCCUUGUCCUUGCAGCAGGGAAGAAAGGCAAACGAUAUAUGUUUCCCCAUGCCAAAGCUUUGAUUCAGCAACCUCGUAUUCCUUCAUAUGGGAUGAUGCAAGCUUCUGAUGUUGUUAUUCGUGCAAAAGAGGUCGUGCACAACAGGAACACCCUGGUCAAACUUUUAGCAAGGCACACUGGAAAUCCACCAGAGAAAAUAGACAAGGUGAUGAGAGGACCAUUUUAUAUGGACUCUUUGAAAGCCAAGGAGUUUGGGGUAAUUGACAAGGUCUUUGGCGCGGGCAGGAGAAGUACAUGUCUGACAUGCUCUCCCCUGAGGAUUGGGACAAGGUUGCUGGAGUCAGAGGCCCCGGUGGAAUGUGAAGUUGUGCACUGGACUUCGAAUACUUAG